AUGGAGAGAUGCAUUGGCAAAAGCGAGGGACAACCAUCAAAGCAAGGAAAAUCUUGGCAACGAGAUUAUGCAAGCAUAAAUGUGGUUCGGUGCCAUUGGACAAGGCAAAAAUCUUUCAACCAUGACCAAUGUUGGGAGACGGUGAAAAAUUGUUUGAGAUUCAGAAUUAUUCCCACGGGUCCGACCGUUGUGUUGAACAAGAUGUCACUCCAUAGUUCAACGACAUCAGAUUCGCCCUUGGAUUCCCCAAUGAGUCAAGAUGCACCAAUCCAAAAGGAGAUGAGGCCUAUUGGUCGAAAGGCAGUGAAGGAGAAGAGAGGGAGUACUUCCAGUAAUGAUACUGCCAAAUUUUUACAGCAAAUUGCAAGGAAUGGCACCAUGAGAAUUGAAUUAGACAUGAAAAAAGAUGCGGACGAGAAGGCAAUGAAUGAAGAAUAUGCAAGAGAAAUGGAGUAUAUAUGCAAACACGACAUUGAGAAGAAGCAUCGGGAAACCAUGACCAUGGAUACAAGUCAUAUGUCCCCUAAAACAGAACAAUUAAAGAAGCUAGAACAAAGGGAUGUUAUGAGAACAAGACUUUUCUAUGACGAUGGACCUAGCAACACUGAUUGGUUAAAUGAUCAAAACCAUUAA
This is a messenger RNA of Prunus armeniaca (apricot), 633 nucleotides long. The record is from the annotation of a GenBank genome assembly. Lineage: Eukaryota; Viridiplantae; Streptophyta; Magnoliopsida; Rosales; Rosaceae.